AUGGCUGCGGACGAAUUCUUGAACCGCACCCCGUCGCAAUGGGCUGGCCGGCUUUCGUCUGAGAACCAACUCGACCGGAUUGCGGCCGUAAAAGCGCUGGGGGUGCUGGACGCCGUGCCCGAGUUGAACGAAGCCCUUACGCAUAGCGACGCGGUGAUUCGCUACUGGGCGGCCGUGGAGAUCGGUCGCAGUGGUAAGCCCGAGGACAUGACGGCCCUGGAGGCGGCGCUCAAGGACGACAACCCAUCGGUUCGCGUCGCCGCUGCCGAGGCGUUUUGUCACCUAGGACGGCCCGAGGUUGGUGUACCUGUCCUGGUCGAGCAGCUCAAUCAUCCGCUCAAUGCGGUUCGCCUGGGGGCGAUCUCCUCGCUCGAAGCAAUUGGGCCUCAGGCAGCCGCGGCAAAAGCGGCCAUCGACAAGGCGACGAAAGACUCCGAGGGCUACGUGGUUCGUAUCUCUUCGCGACUCAGCGAGAAGUUCGCGUCGCCGGAUACAGACAUCAGCGCCGACCUGGGAUGUUAUGGCGACGAAUACGCGAUUACUCCGACGCUCGAUCGCCUGGCAACCGAGGGUACCCGCUUCACCAACACCUUCGGGGUGGCAGGCGUCUGCGCCAUCAAUCGCUCGUGCAUCAUCUCGGGCAUGUAUCCCACCACCAUCGGCACCCACCAUAUGCGUUGUCGCGCGGUGCCACCGCCGGAAGUGCGCUGCUUCCCCGAGUAUCUGCGAGCGGCCGGAUACUACUGCACGAACAAUUCCAAGACCGACUACAACUUCGACAACCCGGUGACUGCGUGGGACGAAUCGAGCAACAAAGCCCACUGGCGCAAUCGGGCCGAAGGGCAACCAUUCUUUGCGGUCAUCAACCUCACGGGCACGCACGAAAGCCGGAUUCGCGUGCCGGAGAAACAGUUCCAGAACAUCACCAAGCGUUUGACCAAAGACGAUCGCCACGACCCGGCCGAAGCCCCGCUGCCGCCGUUCUAUCCCGACACCCCUAUCGUGCGGGAAGACAUCGCCAAGUACUACGACUUGAUCACCGCCAUGGACCUGCAGGUGGCCGACAUCCUUCAAGAACUCGAGGACGAUGGGCUCAGCGACAACACCAUUGUCGUCUUUUGGUCCGACCAUGGCCGGGGCCUGCCUCGCUACAAGCGAUGGCUGUACGACUCGGGGCUGCACGUGCCGAUGAUCGUACGUUGGCCCGGCGAGUUGGAACCUGGCAGUGUGGAUGACCGGCUGAUUUCGUUUGUUGAUUUCGCCCCCACCGUUCUCUCGCUGGCCGGCGUGCAGAUUCCCGAACACAUGCAGGGUCAGGCUUUCCUGGGAGACCAAACCGCGCCCGAUCGGGAAUACGUGUAUGGCGCUCGCGAUCGGAUGGACGAGGUGUACGACAUUAUUCGGGCCGUUCGCGACAAACAGUACAAGUACGUGCGGAAUUACGAGCCGUACAAGCCGUACGCCCAGGUGCUUUCGUACAUGGAAGAGAUGCCCACCAUGCAAGAGCUGCGGCGUCUGGAUGCUGCCGGCGAACUGCAGGGCCCGCAGAAGUUGUUCUUCGCCGACACCAAACCGGUAGAAGAACUUUACGACACACGUAAGGACCCCUACGAAAUCAACAACCUGGCCGACGACCCGAGCUACAGCGAAGUGCUCGCCCGCCUGCGAGCCGCCCAUGAGCAAUGGCGGCAGGACACACAAGACGUCGGCCUGAUCCCCGAAGCUGAAAUCUGGGAACGCAUGCGCCCCGGCGGCGAAUGGGAAACCACAGCGGCGCCGGAAAUCGAAUUCACCGCCGAUGGAGAACUCACAAUUACAUGUCCGACUGAAGCGGCCUCGAUUGCGUACACCACCGAAACCGACAAGCGGCCGCACUGGUUGUUGUAUACCGAAGGGGUGCAGGUUCCCCCGGGCGCGACCGUGAGGGCGAAGGCGAUUCGGCUGGGUUUCAAAGAAAGCCCCGAGGUGACAGGGGAAGCGCCAUGA
This is a messenger RNA of Cladocopium goreaui, 1986 nucleotides long. The record is from the annotation of a GenBank genome assembly. NCBI's taxonomy places the organism in Eukaryota, Dinophyceae, Suessiales, Symbiodiniaceae.